AUGGAAUCUGUGAAUGAACAGGAGGACAUACAUAGGGAAGAUUUUUUCAGGGACCCCAACUACAAAUCAAUGAUAGUAUGGGUGAAUCAAAUCUCUCGAGUCAUUCCAAAGUUUAAUUCAGGCGUGUUCGAUUCACCUACCCAAGAGAUGAAGGACCAUCUGAAACCAUUAUUGUUGACCCUUAUGAUCGAGGGGGUUGAAGUCAACAAAGUCCUGGUGGAUGGAGGUUCUGCUAUAAACAUACUCCCACAAACAAUGUUGAAACGUUUUGGGAAGACUUUGGCAGAUCUAAAACCUCACAAUAUCCUUAUUUCUGACUACGCGGGAAAAUCUUCACAACCAGAAGGGAUGAUAUUGUUGGAUGUCGAAAUUGGUAGUGUGAAAAGGACCACCAUGUUUAUUGUUACUCCCUUGAAAGCUAACUUUAAUGUGCUGCUAGGAAGAGAAUGGAUCCACGGAAUGGGAGCAAUACCAUCGACAUUGCACCAGAAAGUCUUUUUCUAG
Messenger RNA from Cajanus cajan (pigeon pea), 504 nucleotides. The record is from RefSeq and is a predicted model, not a curated record. Lineage: Eukaryota; Viridiplantae; Streptophyta; Magnoliopsida; Fabales; Fabaceae.